Molecule: messenger RNA, 465 nt
Organism: Triticum aestivum (bread wheat)
Lineage: Eukaryota; Viridiplantae; Streptophyta; Magnoliopsida; Poales; Poaceae
Product: 9-beta-pimara-7,15-diene synthase, chloroplastic-like
Exons: 3
Biological process (GO): diterpenoid biosynthetic process
Molecular function (GO): terpene synthase activity; magnesium ion binding
Source: RefSeq, a predicted model, not a curated record
GUUGUCUCAUAACCACCUUACUGAGCAUCACUGUUAGCCAGUUCCAUGAGCUGAUCGCCCCAUUUCCCAUGGCAAAUCCUACACAAGGUCGUUCCUCUUCCAUCCUGCUAGCAUCUGGACGCCAGGCACCUCAACAGGCCGUCCUCCUCUGGGCUGCUCCACAGUUCGUGUCAAAGUGUGGGCUACAUCAUGGAAAAAGAAAGCCUCCUCGCUGCAGCUUCGCCUGCUCGGCCUCCGGGAUUCCUUCCACCGAACCACCCUAUGUUGAGGAGAUGUUGGCACGAGAAAAUGCAAGGACGCGCAACACGGAACGGAAGGCUAGAAUACGGAAACAUCUGGAGAAACCUGAAUUCUCGCCAUCUGCCUAUGACACAGCAUGGGUGGCUAUGGUGCCAUUGCCCGACACCAAUCGGCAGGCUCCAUGCUUCCCUCAGUGUGUUGAAUGGAUAUUGCAAAAUCAACACU